AUGGCAGAUUAUAGCAAUCGUACCUUAUCGAAUUCUACUAUAAAAUGUGUGGAAGGAUCACCUGACGCCGGAGAUCCAUCGGGCCUUAAUGCAAUCCAGAUCGUGACACUGACCAUCUGCUUCAUGGCCAUUUGUUCUAACCUGAUCCUAUUGUCGUUAUUUUGUGAUAGACACGUCUGGCAGCGCUCCUUUGGAGUGUACCUAAUUAUUUUGGCCGUUGGCAACAUAAUAAAUAGUAUUUUACAGAAUGGUCUCAUCCUGAUGGUCAAGAACGUUCUCUCUCCUGAAGAUGAUUCCUUAUUUUGUUCCGUCCACAUGACGCUGCGCCUGAUUGUCACCGCGUACGUUCCGUUCAUCCAUGUACUGAUCUGCGCCAAUCGCAUCUGGGCGCUGGUAUAUCCGUACUCGUACCGCGCGCGUCAUACGUUCCGACUGGCUAUUUCUGCCUGUGUCGUAGCGGCUAUCGUCAUCGUCGGUUUUGUUAUACCGGCGACCGUCGUCGACGCUCUGCAUGGCCGUACACCGUCGCUAAACGAAUUCUGUCGAAUGAACUUCAGUAACGAAGAUUUGGUUAAAUGGACGUACAGUUUCAAUAUUAUUUCGCUGUUUAUCCCGGAGAGUAUUAUUCUGUUGACGUGCCCGUUUCUGCUACGCAAACGUGCGAUACCGUUAAAUCGUAUGCGGGUAACACCGAGUGGGAUGUCGCCGCGGGGAAUCAAACGAUCCACGGAUAAUGAUGUUAUUGAUGGGCACGAUGUCAGCCGCAACGGUUCUGCCUUACGCAAGCAUCCACGACAGAACUACAGGAUUUUAGCGCUGUUGACCGUUAGUGUGUUUAUUUGCUGGACACCGGUGAAUGUAUAUUACGUAUUGCCAAAUCUUACGAGCCACACCAGGUUCUUUCAGAUUGCUAAUGUGGUCAAACUGGUGCAUUCGGCGAUUGAUCCGGUACUGUUUAUUGCCUCUAUUGACGAUUUGAAGGAAGCGUACUGGAGAUGCACGAAAAAGAUCCUGUGUAACAGAUUAUAG
Paramacrobiotus metropolitanus is the source of this 1029-nucleotide messenger RNA. RefSeq lists its product as uncharacterized. Gene Ontology annotation, molecular function: G protein-coupled receptor activity. The record is from RefSeq and is a predicted model, not a curated record. Gene Ontology annotation, biological process: G protein-coupled receptor signaling pathway. Lineage: Eukaryota; Metazoa; Tardigrada; Eutardigrada; Parachela; Macrobiotidae. Gene Ontology annotation, cellular component: membrane. The transcript has a single exon. The coding region runs from base 1 to 1029 and encodes 342 amino acids.